Spinacia oleracea (spinach) is the source of this 2763-nucleotide messenger RNA. RefSeq names its product cytochrome P450 736A117. Lineage: Eukaryota; Viridiplantae; Streptophyta; Magnoliopsida; Caryophyllales; Amaranthaceae. Gene Ontology annotation, molecular function: heme binding; monooxygenase activity; oxidoreductase activity, acting on paired donors, with incorporation or reduction of molecular oxygen. The coding region runs from base 1054 to 2598 and encodes 514 amino acids. The record is from RefSeq and is a predicted model, not a curated record. The transcript is spliced from 4 exons.
AUGGUCCUCGUCCGCUAACAUGUGAAAAACUCAAGUGUUCCUUCUUCCUUCAAACGGAGUAGUCCCAUUGAGAAAUUUUAGUCAGUCAAAAUUCAAAAUCUAUAAUUCCAAACUAUGUCCUCGUCGGAAGUUACCAUCACCCCGGCCGCUGUGCUCAGGUAGUGAGGUUAGAUUGUCAAAGAGGAAAAGGGAGAAUUUAACUCAAUCUCUUUCUUAUCACCGAAGAGGGACCAAGGAAGAAAAUCCUUCAGGCUGUCAGCUCUAUAUAGGAGGCAAUUACCUGGGCAACGUCAGUCUGCUAAAUUUGUAUGUAUGUAUUGUGUUCUGCACUUACUUUACAUAAGCUUUGCGAUGUUGCUCAUUGUAGCAGAAGUUACCUCUCCAACUUGUAAAUAUAAUGCAGUAAUGUUUCGUUCUAGUUAAGAGUAACAAAACUUUCUUGAGAAGGGUGAUAUGGUUGGAGUAAAUUGAACCAGUCUUUCAAAAUUAGGUAUUUAGUAUCAUCUCUGACCCUGUAGAGAAAGUCUUAGGUGAAUAUGGGACUGUAAUACCUAAUUUUUGUUGAACAUAGAAAUAUCCUUCCGAAAAUACUUCAUAUUAAAUUUUUUGGAAAAAACUUUUACAAUAAUUUAUUGUGAGAUUGUCUGAUACAAGUUCAUCACUUCAUCCCAUAAGGUUUGUUAGAGUGUUGAUCUUCCUAGAAUAUCUUUGGCAGUUAAUAUACUCCGUAUAAGAUGUUUUUGUGGAUACGUUUUUGAUAAUCUGGAUUAGCUAGUGGUAUUCAGUUAUUCACUAUCUGUGGCACUACAACACAAGUAUACAAAAAAAGAAUGACACUAUCUGUUAAAUAUCAACUCUCCUAGAUAUCUUUUUGCAGAGGUCCCCAAAAGUUCCAGCCUUGGCCUGACUACAGCACGUAAUAGAUAGAAAUUUCCAGCCUCAUUCUGAAUACAGCUUGUAACCAGAGUACCCCCUUCAUGCUGCUUGACUUAUACCUAUCUUAUUUUUCCAGUAAAACUUCUAUCUAACUUCAACCAAAAAAAGCUGGGAACAAUGUCUAGUCUGUUUCUGCAGUUGUUAAAUUUAUUUUUUCAUCCUCUCUCUCUCCUUGUCAUAUUCUUUGUAAUCUAUUUCUACAAGAGUCUCUCUGCAAAACCUGCCACUGCAAAAAAUCUACCACCCUCGCCACCAAAGCUGCCAAUUAUAGGGAACCUUCACCAGCUAGGCCUUUUGCCUCAUCGUUCUCUUCAAUCGCUGUCUCAGCGAUAUGGCAAGCUUUUGUUUAUCUACAUUGGCAGCAAGCCAAGCCUGGUCGUAUCCUCUGCAGAUGCAGCUCAAGAAAUCAUGAAGACUCAUGACAUGAUCUUCUCUAACAGGCCUAAAUCACUCGCUGCCAGCAGACUCUUUUAUGGUUGUAAGGAUGUGGCCUUUUCUCCUUAUGGAGAAUAUUGGAGGCAGAUGAGGUGUAUUUGUGUUACACAGCUCUUGAGUAAUACAAAAGUUCAAUCUUUCCGGAAAAUAAGAGAAGAAGAGGCUGCUUUAAUGGUUGAAAGCAUAGAAAGAUGUGGUUCUUCAGUGGUGAAUUUGAGGGAGAUCCUUAUGACAUUCACAAAUGAUGUGAUAUGCAGAGCAUCCUUCGGGAUGAAGUAUGAUCACGAGGGGGGCUUCAAUCUGAAGAAGCUCUUGGAUAAAGUCAUGGAGUUGCUCGGGGAUUUUUGCGUGGGUGACUUCAUACCUUGGCUUAGUUGGAUUGAUCGAGUGAGCGGUUUGGAAGGUCGAUUGGAGAAAGUCGCAAAACCAUUGGAUGCAUUUCUUGAAAAAGUAAUACAAGAACAUCAAAUUCGUCAAAGCACUAAGAUCCAUCACAAUGAAUUAGACAAGGUGAAGAACGUUCAAAAUUUUGUGGACAUUUUGCUUGAAGUUCAGAGCGAGAACAGAGAAGCUCUUCCACUGGACAGUAUUAAAGCCGUUAUAUUGGAUAUGUUUGCUGCUGGGACUGACACAACUUACACACUCAUCGAAUGGGCAAUUAUCGAGCUGAUUAGGCAUCCGAGAGUUAUGAAAGAACUGCAAGAAGAGGUUAGAAAUAUCGUGGAACGCAAAGGCAGUAGGUUAUGUGAGGAUGAUUUGGAGAAACUGACGUAUCUUAAGGCUGUGAUUAAGGAAGCACUUAGGCUGCACCCUCCAGCUCCUUUGUUGGUCUUUCGAGAGUCUUUGAAAGAUGUCAAUAUAAAUAGUUUUAACAUCGCUGCAGGAACACAAGUAAUAAUCAAUGCAUGGGCAAUCCAGAGAGACCCAAUUUAUUGGGAAGACCCAGAGGACUUUCGCCCUGAGAGAUUCCUGAACAGUAGUUCUUUUGAUUUUAAGGGGCAAGAUUUUCAGUAUAUUCCUUUUGGAGCAGGCAGAAGAGGCUGUCCAGCAAUAUCAUUUGCUGUGAUUAAUGCUGAGCUUGUGAUUGCAUCUCUUAUGUAUGAGUUUGACUGGAAAUUUCCAGGUGGAAUAGAACAUGAAAAGUUAGACAUGACUGAAAAUGCAGGUCUCACAGUUCGCAGGCGAGAUCCUCUUUUGGUCAUUGCAACUCCUUAUGCUUGCAGAUAGAUUAUCCUGAGUGUUAUUUAGGUGAUCCAAACUGUUUGCUCAAUUACUUAUGAAUACUGUAAUUAUUCAAGUUUGGUAUUUAUAUCCACUUAUAAGGAUAAUGAGCUUUUUUCAAUGACAUUUUAAGACCUGAUUAUAUGAAGGUUUAUGCACUAGUUAACCUGA